CUCCAUCAGUGUUUGGCGGUGCGCGGGGGGAGGUGUUGCGGCCGCAAGUUUACAUGAGCUCGUCGAUAUUACCUUGAUACAUCUCCCAAGCAGAGCACCCCCACACCACAGGCCAUGGGGAACCCACUCAAAAACUUUGUAGGGGCCCUCGUUCGACGCAAAAAGGUGACCACCGAAGGGGCCGAGGUGUCCCAACUCAACCGAUGUCUCUCCACAUUCGACCUUACCCUUCUUGGGGUCGGUGGCACACUUGGCCUGGGCAUCUAUGUGCUGGCUGGACAGGUGGCGAGCACCAAGGCAGGGCCAGCUGUGGUGCUCUCCUUCUUAAUAGCUGCUGUGGCAUCCGUUUUUUCAGGUCUCUGCUAUGCCGAGUUUGGCGCCCGUGUCCCCAAGGCCGGAUCGGCCUACAUCUACAGUUACGUCACCGUCGGGGAGUUCAUGGCCUUCGUCAUUGGCUGGAAUCUCAUCCUGGAGUACGUCAUUGGAACCGCGUCGGUGGCCCGCGGCUACAGUGGCUACAUGGACAGUCUGCUCAACCACACCAUUGAGACCCACUUCAGGGAGUGGAUGCCCCUGGGUGUCAGCUGGCUCUCCACUUACCCCGACGUCUUUGCUCUGGCCAUCACACUUUUCCUCGCUGGCAUGUUGGCAAUAGGCGUGAAGGAGUCCACACGAUUCAACAAUGUAUUUACGCUGGUGAACCUACUCGUGGUCGUCUACGUUGUCAUCGUGGGCGCCUUCAAAGCCGACAUCAGAAACUGGCAGCUCAAGCCGGAGGACAUUCCCAGAAAUGACACCGGAGUUGGGGGUUUCUUCCCCUAUGGUGUUGGUGGCAUGCUGAAUGGAGCAGCGUCCUGCUUCUAUGCCUUUGUGGGGUUUGACUGCAUCGCAACAAUGGGAGAGGAGGUGCGCAACCCCCGGCGCGCCAUCCCCAUCGGCAUUGUGGUGUCCCUGACCAUCGUGUUCCUGGCCUACUUCGGGGUCUCGGUCAUCGAGACCCUGGUGUGGCCCUACUGGGACCAGAACGUGUCUGCGCCCCUGCCGUACGUCUUUGAACGGGCCGGCUGGCCCGUCGCCAAGUGGGUCGUCUCCAUCGGAGCGCUGGCCGGACUCUCCACCAGCCUCCUGGGAGGCAUGUUUCCCCUGCCCCGCGUCCUGUAUGCCAUGGGCUCGGAUGGACUCAUCUUCCGCUUCCUGGCCAUCGUGCACCCGCGGCUCAAGACCCCCCUGCUGGCCACCCUGCUCUCGGGAGUCUUUGCUGGUACAAUGGCCAUGAUUUUUAAUGUUGAGGAACUGGCAAACAUGAUGUCCAUUGGCACAUUGCUGGCCUACAGCCUAGUUGCUGUCUCUGUGCUUAUGCUCAGAUACGAGCCCCUUGUUCCCUGCACCAUCACUUCUCCCGACGCUUCCAUGUCAGUGUCUGUCUCAAAACGUAGCGAAAUGUACGAAGUUCCCAGUCAGUCGCACGGUGAAGCGGGCACUUUAGAUAAUGAUGCAAUGGAUUUGAAACCCCGUAGUUCUUUUACAACGAUGUUCAACUCCGACGGCCUCCAGAGCCCUACCAUGGAGACCUCGUACCUUGUGAAAAUUCUCACGCUCGUACUAGGGGUGCUGUUCUGUACGAUGAACGGGAUACUGGUAUUUGCUGAACGCCCCUUUUUCAAUGGAGACCUACCGGUGGUGAUUCCUUUUGCGGGCGUGGCCCUUUUAGCGGUGCUGUGCAUCAUUGUGAUUUCAAGGCAACCAAGUGCCAGCACAGAGUCGCUCUCCUUCGCUGUGCCGUUUGUACCAUACAUUCCAAUGUUCAACAUGUUUGUGAACCUCUACCUCAUGAUGAGACUACCACCCUCCACCUGGGUUCGGUUCAUUGUGUGGAUGGUGCUUGGUUUUCUCGUUUACUUCGGAUACGGUAUCUUCAAUAGCUCCCAGAGAAAGCCGUCGCCGCCGUUUCUCCGUGACGCGGUUUCCGUGGACUCUGUGCUUUCUUCUGACAACCAAAGUGACGGUGUAGCAGGCGGAACCGAAUAAUGACUCAAGACAGUUUUGCUUAGCUGCUGCAAUGCCUGAAAAAAAUUUUGACGAAGUCUCCAGAAAUUGGGAGAAAGACUCAGUUUUAUUGAAUGUAAAAUAUACUCAUUGUAUCUCCACUGACAAGUUUUUGCCAAGUUCUUCUAUGGUGUGACCUUAACUGAAAACGUGUCUUCUCCUCUGGUCCUUGCUUGAGGCCAGGUGCACUGCAAUGUUUCAUCUGACAAGAACAUUUCAAGUUGUGUUUGCUUCUUUUAGUUGAGCAUUUUUAUAAUGUGGAUCACCCAUGUCGUUAUUGGCAAACUGGGAUAAUAUAUGUUGUAUAGUAGUAUUGAUUCAUUAGGGUAUAGUUGUGGUAAAUCGGCCAAUAUUAGUUUUUAUUUGAUGAAACCACUUUUACUGCAGAGAAGCUCAGUAAUGUUUGUUUGUUUUUUCUUGCAUCAGCAUAGUCACUUGUGUCACUGCAGAAUCUGUUGUCUUGUUGUAAAUUUCUCACCAUUUUUCUAACUGUUUUGUAAACUAGCCCAGAAAACCACUCCUCUUCAGACAAUGUUAUUUUGAUGCUAAUGGAAGUGUUUGAUACAAUGGAAAUAUUUGAAACUGGCCAGUGGUUUAUUUGGAUACUUAUCCACUGCUAGUCAUAAUUUUUUUGUGAAGACAUUAACAUUCAUAUUUUAGGAUCCUAUAAUCUUAGAUGGCCCUUGUAUUGUUUGAUAUUGCGGGUUGACAUUGGCAAAUAUAUAUUGAUAAAUAUUUUUUCUUGUGUGAUAAUUUAACGUAUAAAGGAUCAUCCGUAGCACUUUUUGCUGUGCGACGUUUUAAUGAAUGUGAACUCUUUCAUAAUUAUUCUUUCUUUUUGAAUAAAUUUGGACAAAGAAUAUCAGUACAAAAAAAAAAGACCUCAAAGCACUCACAAGGAAGGAAAGUGAGUUUCUAAAAUGGUAAAUAAAUUCAGAAUCUUGGCUUGGUUUUAUCUAUUAGCAUGCAAUGGUUUCAAAGCAUCAAAUUACAUUAUACUUGUCAUCUUUCCUGUGGACAGAUAAUCCAGUAAACACACUUUUACAAUUAAUUUUAAAAAUGCAUGUACGAUAUGUGUAAGUUUAUAUGUAAAGAUGUUUAUGCAAGGGAUUUGUGUCAAAGUUGUGAAACCAUGCUUAGGAGACAUUGUUUGCUGUUAUACAGUGCUUAGUCUUCUGUGAGUUGUGGGGGGGUCUCUACAAGCUGUGGUAAAGGGGAGAGGGGGAGGGGGAGGGAGGGAGUCAUGUUAGAUGCACGCAAAAACAACUUGAUUAAAACGUAUGCAUAAUCCGGCAUUUUCCCCACGAAACCAAACCGUCCAACAUGGAUUCUGGUUAUUUUUGUUGUCAAGAAUUAAGUGUCCCCGAAACAUUCGCCAGUUUGCUCCACACGAAAGCGACGUGGCGACUCAACAGUUUUUUUUCUCUCUAGAAAUUGCUACUCAACAAAGCUUGAAUGGGUAAAAUCCUAUCACUUCUGAUCACAGGAUGGAGUACUUAAGAUUUUUUCACUAACGCCAGGGGGGUCUCGGACCAAGGAGGUCCGAGACCCCCCUGACUUCAAGCACUGCUGUUGUGUGUUUAUUAUGCCAGGAAGUCAUGUUCAUUCUGUUUAGAAUAUGUUAAUCAUGUAAGGAAAACAUCAGAACACUCAUUUUGUAUGAGGACCUGAGCCGUACUGGAUUUUGGUUUACUAUGAUUGAGACGCAGAAUAUGUUUGCUCUUAUUAGAAAGUUUUCUUGAGUAGCCCUUCAGUGUUGGGAAUGCAGUUCUUAGAUAAUUUGCUUCAGCUUGGGGCAUAUAUUCCGGAAAAGGUUAAUGUGACCGUGUAUAUUGUGAUGGACACUGUUUUUUUCAUGAUUAAGGGGUUAUUUUCAUUUCGUCACACUGCCUGGUUGCUGCUGGUUUGUCUCUAGUGUCUAGCCUGGGUCCAGGCAUUUCACUGAACAUGCUUCAUCGAACGCCGUUUUAUUGAAUGCCGUUUUAUUGAACGCCGUUUCAUUGAACGCCGUUUGAUCGAAGUCGUUUUAUCGAACACCACCCACUUGAGCAGAAGGGAUUCUACACAUAGGAAAUAAUUUUUUAUUUGCACCCUGUGAAUAGCAGUGUUAUAAUAUUGGUUAUAAUUUGUAAGCUUAUAAAUUUAUUAAAAAAAACUUUUUUCCUAUUUUUUAUGUUUUCGAGUAAAUGAUGACUUCUGUUGUAAAAAAUGCGAACACUGACGACACUUUUUAAACCUCUGAACAUCGGGUGCAAUGAUGAACGCACGUCCGUUCAAGGGCGUGUCUUCGUCGUGGAAGAGACGCAUUCUGCUUGAAGACUGUUUUUGAAGCAAUGGUCUGUUUCCAUGUCGCAUAAUGCAGAAGACCUGUCUCCCCUCUUUGUUAACUUAUUGUAACCGACAGAACCGUGGACCUGCCGAACUUUCAAAAUACAAUGUACGUUCUUAAAAAAAAAAAAAAAAAAGAAAAAUGCUUUUUUGGGAUAGAAUGAAAAUACUGCGGAGAAUAACUGAUUCCCUCUUCUGAAAGUGACUUUCACGCGUGAACACGGGGAUGAAGUGGGAAAAAGUGUGUUUAGUCGCGUACCCACUCAACUUUUGACAUGACAGUUAACUUCUAUAAUUCAGUAACCAACAUUUAGUUAGAAGACAAUUGAUAGGGGUAGUAAUUCUAUUUCUGGUGAUUCGAGAUCGGCGUCAUAUCUAUUUUAUAAACAUAGUAAAUUAUGUAAAGAGUUGUAAUACUCCAAAAUUUAGUAAAAGUAAAUUCGAUGGAACUGCGUCAAGCGCGAUUCGAUGAAACGGGGUUCCAUGAAUUUGCGUUCGAUGAAAUGUCCACUUUUCGGUGAAAUGGCGUUCGACAAAAUGUCCGGAACCCUGUCUAGCCACCCUUACAUUACUCGUACUCAUCAGUUCAAUGUGACGAAAGUCGUUUCGAAUACAGACUUCUCUGUUCGUGGUACUGACAAGGGGUGGACAGAACCACCCACCCCUUUCUCUUCUGCCUACACCACUGUCAUGAAAAGUAUGCCGAUUUUUAAAAUAUGUAAUUCAUUCGUGGACUACACAAUGCUCUAUAUUGUAAAUAUGUGCCGAGAUUGCCAAAGAGAAAAGGUUUGGCAUAAAUUUUAUUUCCAUAGUUC
Messenger RNA from Ixodes scapularis (black-legged tick), 5189 nucleotides. RefSeq names its product high affinity cationic amino acid transporter 1. NCBI's taxonomy places the organism in Eukaryota, Metazoa, Arthropoda, Arachnida, Ixodida, Ixodidae. Gene Ontology annotation, biological process: amino acid transport; transmembrane transport. Gene Ontology annotation, molecular function: amino acid transmembrane transporter activity. Bases 115 to 2028 code for a protein of 637 amino acids. The transcript is spliced from 17 exons. Gene Ontology annotation, cellular component: plasma membrane. The record is from RefSeq and is a predicted model, not a curated record.